AGCUAAAUAUUUCAUAAGAUGUUGGGAAUUGCUGAGUUUUUAAUAUCUCUAGUAGCGUGUCUCCUGAUUUUGCAGUUCCUAAAGCUGCAGUGGAUGCGUACCCAGCUUCCUCCAGGACCAGCUCCCCUUCCCAUCAUCGGAAAUUUGUGGCUGCUGGACUUCAAACUUCGUCGAGAAACUCUCACCAAGUUAACCAACACCUAUGGAAAUAUCUACACCCUGUGGAUGGGACAGACACCUAUGGUUGUACUAAACGGUUACAAAGCAGUCAAAGACGGCAUUGUCACCCACUCAGAGGAAGUUUCUGGAAGACCUCUCACCCCAUUCUACAGGGAUAUGAUGGGCGAGAAAGGUAUCUUUCUGACAAGUGGCCACACCUGGAAGCAGCAGAGACGCUUUGGCAUGACAAUUAUAAGAAGCCUGGCACUCGGUAAGAACAAUUUGGAGCAUCAAAUUCAAACAGAGGCCUGUCACCUUGUGGACAUCUUUGCAAACACAAAAGGCAAACCUUUCGAUCCCCACACCUCCGUCGUCCAGGCCAUUGCAAAUAUAAUUUGUGCUGUUCUUUUUGGUCAUCGCUUCUCCAGCGAGGAUGAAUCUUUCAGCAAGCUUAUCAAAGCUGUUUAUUUUGUGAUUUACUUUCAAGCUACUAUCUGGGGCAGGAUGUACGAUGCUUUCCCAUGGCUUAUGCACUGUCUCCCAGGACCUCACCAGGAAGCAUUUGCAUACAGUGACUUCAUGCACAACUUGGUUAUGAAGGAGGUCCAGACUCAUGAGAGACAGAACACAGGUGAUCCACAGGACCUCAUUGACUUCUACCUAAUUCAAAUAACAAAAACCAAAGAUGACCCUACUUCCACGUUUAAUAAAGACAAUAUGGUUCAGACCAUGGUUGAUCUUUUGCUGGGAGGGACAGAAACAACGAGUACCACCCUUCGCUGGGCACUGCUCUAUAUGGUGCAGUACCCAGAAAUACAAGAAAAGGUUCAAAGAGAGAUAGAGGCUGCUCUGGAACCCUCCCAUCUCAUCAGCUAUGAAGACCGCAAAAGGCUGCCAUAUACUAAUGCCGUGAUCCAUGAGGCUUUGCGGUACAGCAACAUUACUUCCGUUGGGGUCCCUCGACAAUGUGUGAGAAACACGACUCUGCUGGGUUUCCACAUUAAAAAGGGCACACUCUUACUGCCAAAUCUGCACUCCGUUGUGUACGACCCUGAGCACUGGGCAACCCCUUGGAAGUUCAACCCAAACCAUUUCCUUGAUUUGGAUGGCAAUUUUGUGAACAAAGAGGCUUUCUUACCUUUCUCAGCAGGGCACCGUGUCUGCUUAGGGGAACAGAUGGCACGAGUCGAACUGUUCAUCUUCUUUACCAACCUCCUUCGGGCAUUCACUUUCCGGCUCCCUGAAGGAGCAGCGGAAAUCAAUUCAGAGUACAUCUUGGGUGCAAUACUGCAGCCACAUCCGUAUGAACUCUGUGCUAUUCCACGCUAGUCUGCAACGCUCUACAACACAGAGGGACUCUGUUGAAAUCACAGAUAUUUCAAAAACACAUAUCACUGCUUCAGUUGUAUUCAAACGUAGGUAGCUCAGUAUAGCAAACAAUAGAAAGAGUAUUUACUUAGGAGGUCUGAGCUCAUAUAGUGGAAAUUUUUGAAAUAAAAGUGUACCUACCAAAGCUCACAUAACCAUAUCUUAGAUGCAUACACAUACACAAUAAUAUGUUACCAAAAAAAAUAAAUGUAUUUUUACACUCGCACUAGCAAUUAAUUAGAUGUAGACUUUUAGAGAAGUGAUCUGUAUGAAGCGGAGUUUCCUGCAUAUGUGCCCGGUCAGAUAUCACACUCUUAAAAUGGCACAACUGUUCUGAUGCAGAAUGGAUGCCUGAAUAAACAAAAGGUUUUGUCCUUCCUCUGUAUUCAGUUUUUUCUUACACUGGUGUGCAGGAGGUACUAACGUGUACGCACUCAGUUUUCACUCCUAUUCCUUCCACACUCCCUCGAAGCAUCAUACAUUGCAGGAUAAACUUCAUGCAUGCAUCAGUUAUUACAGAAUGGGGCCUAUUAUAGUCCAUUUAGAAAUCCUUACACCUUUUUAUUUUACUUCCUCAGUAUCUAUUUUAUAACAACUCUUGGAUCCAGGUGCUUUCAUGAAUCUUUACAUCUGCUGCUCAGCUUUAUUACAUCAUCCAGUAAUUUCCUACUUGAAGGAAAAAGAAGAGCCUUUCAAGAAAUGAAGAAAAUAAAAGAAGAUGCCAACAUUUGUUAAAGCAGGCACAGUACAGAUUUAUUACUCAGUGUUUUCUUUUGUUGUCUCAUCAUUCCACAAUAGAUGUGGAAAGUU
Molecule: messenger RNA, 2337 nt
Organism: Cuculus canorus (common cuckoo)
Lineage: Eukaryota; Metazoa; Chordata; Aves; Cuculiformes; Cuculidae
Product: cytochrome P450 2J2
Exons: 9
Coding region: 19-1488 (489 amino acids)
Biological process (GO): arachidonate metabolic process; xenobiotic metabolic process
Cellular component (GO): intracellular membrane-bounded organelle; cytoplasm
Molecular function (GO): oxidoreductase activity, acting on paired donors, with incorporation or reduction of molecular oxygen, reduced flavin or flavoprotein as one donor, and incorporation of one atom of oxygen; heme binding; iron ion binding
Source: RefSeq, a predicted model, not a curated record